Molecule: messenger RNA, 1215 nt
Organism: Colletotrichum higginsianum IMI 349063
Lineage: Eukaryota; Fungi; Ascomycota; Sordariomycetes; Glomerellales; Glomerellaceae
Product: Gtr1 g domain containing protein
Exons: 3
Coding region: 1-1215 (404 amino acids)
Biological process (GO): regulation of autophagy; positive regulation of TOR signaling; cellular response to amino acid stimulus
Cellular component (GO): nucleus; Gtr1-Gtr2 GTPase complex; fungal-type vacuole membrane
Molecular function (GO): GTPase activity; GTP binding
Source: RefSeq, a predicted model, not a curated record
AUGAUCAUCGGGAUGGACAUAACACAUAGUUCCAUUGACUCAGUGCUGUCCCAAGCGGUCGACAGUCUGGAGUUCCCAAUUCACAACGGUCCUCUGCGAGCGAACGGUUAUCAGACCCCGGCAAGGCUAACGCUUCAGCGUGUCUACGAUCAGGUUCAAGGAGUGCCGCCAACGGAUGCGAACAAGCCGAUCGAGGUUCCUCCAGGGCCUCCUGGAAAGGGGAAACCUAGACUUCUCCUGAUGGGUCAAAGAAGGAGUGGCAAGUCUUCAAUAUCGAGCGUUGUUUUCCACAAGCUACCUCCCAACGAGACCUUGUUCCUGGAGUCGACGGCUCGUAUCCAGAAAGAUUCCAUGGCAUCUUUCAUGGACUACCAAGUCUGGGAUUUCCCCGGCCAGAUCGACUUCUUCGAGAACCCAAACUUCGACAUGGAUGCCAUUUUUGGCGAGAUCGGCGCCCUCAUCUGGGUCAUCGACGCUCAGGACGACUACCUCGAGGCCGUCGCGCGUCUCAACGCCACAGUCCUCAACCUGCAGCGCUUCUACCCAAACAUCAACAUCGAGGUCUUCAUCCAUAAGGUCGACGGCCUUUCGGACGACUACAAGCUCGACAUUCAGCGCGACAUCACCAUCCGCAUCCAGGAUGAGCUCUCGGACCACGGCUUCGAGAACGCCCCAGUCACCUUCCACCUGACGUCCAUCUACAACCAUUCCAUUUUCGAGGCCUUCUCCAAGGUCAUCCAGAAGCUCAUCCCCCAGCUCGGCACCCUUGAAGCCAUGCUCACCAACCUGUGCCGCACGUGCCGCUUUGAGAAGGCCUACCUCUUCGACGUGCUCUCCAAGAUAUAUAUCGCCACCGACUCGGCCACGGCCGACAUGGCCUCAUACGAGAUCUGCUCCGACUACAUCGACGUCAUCAUCGAUAUUACCGAAGUGUACGGCUCCUGGCCCCGAUCCGACAGCCAGCGCAAGCGCCUCGAGGCUGAGCCGUGGAACGCAAAGGUCGAGGACCAGGUCGCCUGUAACUGGGCCGAGAGCUGCAUGGUCCUGCACGACUCACAGCGGCCCAUCAUGCUGCGUGAGGUUGACCGCUACCUCGCCCUCGUGGCCAUUAUGAAGGAGGACUCGUAUGAUCGCAUGCCGCUUGUCAACAUGAACGUGGAGGCCGUUGUGCAGGGCGUUACCGAGUUCUUUGAGAUUACAAAGUCGAGGAAGUGA